GCUUUAAAAACUGAAAUAUUUUCAAAAGCUUUCAAAAGCAAAAGCUAUUUUUUAGGAAGCUAUAGGGAUUAAGCUAUAGGGAUUAAACUUGUGAAUUGAUUUUUAUGGAACAAGUUAGUGUAUACAUUUUUAUUUUAUUGUUUGUAUGCUAUACAUCUCAUGAUGGCAGGUGAGGCAAUGCUUUACCUGCCUCUCCUGACCGCACAUCCCUGGUUAUUUUGAUAGCUGCUGAAGCAAUCCACAACUACGUCCACCCACCCAAAACAAUUUUUUUCCCCUGCAAAGUGAGUAUCAAAAAUGCCCAAUCUGAGACAACUGAAUUCUCUGCUCUCCAACUUGCUGUUGACUGGAAUGGUCCGUUGCUGCAAAGAGACAGGGGUGGACAAAACACUUUCACUUGAUCAGUCUCAAUCCAUUUCAGUAUUUUUUUUUUUUUUUUUUUUGAUGACAAAGUUAAAAAAGAAUGGGUGUAAAAUUUACUUAAACAGUUUUUAUCAAGUGUUCCCUGCAAAAACAGGCUAUCUAACCAAGACAUGACAACUCAUAAUGAGCCAAAAAUACUUUUUGAUCUUGUUUUUAGAGUUAUAAGUUCAGAAAGAAUAGAAUGUGUAAGAUUGUAAAUCUUGUUUUGAGAUGUCUUUUAUUUAUUUCAUCUUAAAAUGAGUGUUUGUGUAAGCAUAUUACGAUAACUCCACUUAAUGAGACAUUGUAACAUUUUUAAAGCAUAUUUUACACUCAAUUUUAGCUAUAAAAACCUAUUUAAAGACCUCCAGGUUCACUUUGGAACCACUUAAUCUUUUAUAUGAAGAUUUAUUUUUCUGGGGGCCCCAGGAAAUCACCUACCUUUGCCUAAGGAUAAGUCAGGAAGAUGUUGGAUUGAUCCCUUUUGGAACAUUGUUGUGUUUGUGAUCUGGAUUUUUUCAGCAAUAGUUACAACAUAAUGAUCAUAUUAUGAAUGAUUUUCUAUAUUUCUCAAACAAAAAUGGUAAUUCUGGCUGUCAAACUGCAUUUUGUCACUUUAAAAGUACUUCAAUCUUUAUCCACCAGGUUCAUUUCCUUUUGACCUUUCAGCCUUUUUUUUAAUCUUUCUUUAAAAUGGACUUGUCUGCUCUCUCAUUGCCACAGUCAUUGCUGUUUGCCACCUGAUAAGAACACCCCAGCUCCUGCCGAACACCUUCACACCCAAGACUGAGAUUUUUACCAGGGAAAAAAAGAAGAAAGAAAGGCUAAAACUUGAAGAGAUGAAGGGUUUCAUGACAUGGCUGGCAGUGCUUCUGUGCAUCACCGUUGCAACCUCUGCCUCGACUCCGACAUGUGAACCGAAGAAUGAGGACAGUCAAUCGAUGUAUGUGAGGGAGAUGCUAACUGGCUGUUGGACCAGUUUUGUCAAAGACGAGGUUGAGGUCCACAUCCUGAACCUGAACUAUGAUAUGGAUGGAAAAAUGUUCUCCUUAAAUUUGGACCAUGCAAGACCAAUGAUUCUGAUCCUGACAUCUUCCAGAAAGAUCUAUGUUGGGAUCAACAAUAACAGGAAUGUUGAGAUUUACGUAAAAAACUCCCCGAUUAAACUAUUUGGCAACCAAAAGAACCAUACCAUAGAAGAUUUCCCAACUCAAAACGAGGAGCUGGUGAAGUGGGCGGAGCAGAAGUUUGGGGGUGUGACGUCAUUCACCACUGUUCGAAAUCUGAAAAACAUCACUUUCAGUGAAGCACGGGGAACCAAGCCAGGUCCUUCUAAGUGCAAACUUGAAAACGAAGAUGCGUUUUUGAAGCACUUUGUGGUCAUCAGAACUGAUGAGUCAUCACUCAAAUCUUGCACCCCAAAACAACAGAGCAGUUCUGGAGAUGAACUUCAUAUCAUAAACAUCCAGGAGAGCUCCAGCAUCCGCAAUGUAUCCCUGCAUGUGAACAUGACAAACACCAGAGUGUUCCUCCGAGGCCCUCAGGGGACCACGUGGACUGUCGUCAAUCCUCAAUUCGCCAUGCUCCUUUCUAACAACGACAUCAUUCUGGUUACCGAGACGAUCCGUCAUGACUUCAAGGCGCAGUACACGCUAAACAAUGACAGCGCUGUCGAUGUGCAGAAGGUGGCCUUAGAUCAUUUUAAAGCCAAUGUCUUCACCAGCUACACUGAAGUCAGCCAGGACACAGAAAACAACAAGUCUGUGAUUUCCCUGAUUCUUGGACAGGCACUGAACGCAUCAGAGAUUACUCCUUCAGCUACGGCAACACCAAGGCAAAAACCUCUGAUCCCCAUGACGACCAACCCUCCUCAUCUGAUGCCUCUGGUGAUGCAGCUGUUCACCUCCCCAGACUUUCGCUUACCUCUGGACCUCAACGCCAAAGUACAGAGUGAUAAAAGGAUAUAUGCAGAGAUUUCUGGCUCCGCCUUAGGGGACAUCGUUUUGAGCCUAAAGGUGAUCACAUGCCUUGCUCGCUCCAAAGGGUCGUGCCCCGUAGUGAAAGAGCUGCCCUUCAUUCCAGAGGCCUGCACCUCAAAAACAUGCUCCACCAGCACCAGACUCAGCUUCUCCUUUGACCAGAUCCAAGAGCUCACAUCCACCACGUGGGAUCUGGAAUGUUCUGUUGAAUUUUGCUAUUUUGAGAUAUGUGGAUCUGGAGGAAGAGUGAGGAGGAGCCUGGAAGUGACACAGCCGUGUCUGCAACCACCAACCCAACCAUGCAUUGAUUUCGGCUUAUCUGGCGUUCUUGGCAUUGCUUUUGGAGGCUUCCUGAUUGGAGUUUUACUUAUCGGAGCUUUGUGGAUUAUCAAAAUUAAAACAGGGUAUCCAACUGGACUGGACUCCACUGCGGCCAGUAUUCCUGGUUGCCCUUGCUCAGGAGUAAAGCGGCAGCCUGUAUCCACCAACCCAUGCCCCUCUGAGAACAGCAGUGCCAAUGCAAGCAUCGGAAGCACCAAAAGCACACCGACCAGCAGCAUGGCAUAAGUAUGCUCCACCAACAAGGCGACAUCGAAUUGGCUUUGUGCUUUUUUUUUUUUUUUUUUUUUAAGACAUUUCUAAAUUUUGCCCCAUUAUAAUCUCCUUAACAAAAGCACAAAAAAUGUGUUGGAAAAAAUGGGUGCUACCUGGAAGUUUGGAACUAACGUCCACCUUUGCAUUCUCUCUGUGCGGCAGAACUUCUAGACGGGAAGUUAGAAGGGCCAAACAAAAAAAGAAAAGAAAUAAUCUGGCUCCGAGCAACAGGAAAAACAAACCAUAUCCCCCAAGAGCUAACAGGAAAUUCAGCACAUUCCUUUCGAUGAAUUGUGCUUGCGUGAUGGCAGCACAAUAAUAGCACAACAGGAGACAAGCUGGUCAAAAGACAGACAAAUAUGAAGUGCUGUAGCAAUGUCAGCACCCCCCUCCAAAAAACAAAUUAAAGAAAUGCACUUAAAGAUGCUCACUUCCAGGAAUAUUUGUUCAAAUUGGAUUUUAAAGGAAGAUAUUUCACAGCUACCUCUUAUUUUAUAGACGUCUAGAGCUAAGUUUAAACAAAAUAUGUAAAAAAAAAAUCUCUGAAUUUAUUCUAUUUUUUUAAAUUUUGCAAAUUUGCAUCUUUAAAGUUAACCCUCAAGUGACCCCGUGGGUCGCACUUCUCCUGUUUUUCAGUGGGUGUAUCGUUGCUGACUAUUCUUCCCUUUGUUUUGUGUGUUUUAUUUGAAGUUACAGAUUUAUGUAGCUUAUUUAUUUAUCUAUAUCUCCUAAAAAGACACGGUAAAAACAUUUUUUUUUAUUAAUUAACAAUAUCCGACAGUUAAAAUGGUGUGUGUGUUUUUCACUACAUUUUUUACACCUGGAAAGAUUAAAAUAUCAAAUUUGGCACAUCACUUUUGUUCUUUAUAAAAGCAAAAAAAAAGAACCAAAUAGGUCACCCGAGUGGAAAUUCCCCACUUUGAUCACAUUUCCCUCACUGGAAAUGAUAGGGAGUCCAUUACAAUCAUCUCUCCUAAAUUUAGCAUAGUUGACAAAGACAAUCAUUUGAACAUAUUAAUUAGUUUUAUCAUUACCCUUUAAACCUGCAAUCAGGCUUUUAUGCUCUGGACAUGGACAUCGACUGUAAUCUAUUAUACUUUAUGCUAUUUAGUGUCCUAUUAUCCAUAGUGUGAUAAGACCCUGGUGCUGCAGUCUAUUUUGUAAUUAGAGAUGAGUGGGGGGAAGGAUGACUUUAUCCAUAGUCAGUGCAUUAGCACUACAUGGGGGGAAAUAAAGAAAUCCCUCCUGGCUCUUGUCUGAGCACAAAAAUUACAAACUAAAUCUGAAUAAAAAAAAAAAUUACAAAAAAAUAUAAUUUUACACUAAAUGUAUACAUGUGAAAAAAUUAAAAACUCAUUAAAAGUCAGUUAUACUCGAUUGUGAAACCUCACAAUAACAUGUUGCAAUACAUGUUAGAAGAAAGUGAAUUAUUUCAGUAAGUUAAAGACUCACUCUGAUAAAAAGUGUGUUUUUUGUGUUCAUUUUAAGGAAAUUAAGUUUAAAAUUGAAUUUCUGAGUAUCCGCUCUGCAAAAACUAUUUCCUACGUAACAACAUUUUUUUUAUUUUGCCUUAAAACGGAAGAAUCAUAGUUAAAAAACCACUUGAAACGCUUUUAAAAUAAAUCAGAAGAUGAUUGGAGUGGGUCUUUAAAACCUAUAUUUGAUUAAUAAUUACUCUUUCUUAUAGAAUCAUCUGAAAUUAAAAAGCUUUUCUCUGUUUAGGACUCCCGCGCUAUCACUGUAACUCACAGUCAAUAUGGAAAUCCCUAAAUUAGUGUUCACACAAGUAAUAAUAAUUAAAUCUUUCUAUCCAAAUUUCUUUCAACAGUUUUAUUUAUUUAUUUAAGUCAGCUCUGCAUACAUCCCAACAAAUGGAAAUUUUCUGAUAAUAGUCAAAAAUCCGACAUAGGAUGAAUUUCAGCAAAGCACCAUUCAAAACUUUUUUUUUUUAAACUGUUCAUUUUGAAAUUUUUUUUUAGAUAUCGUCAUGAUUUUUUAAUCUAUUAGUUUAGUAACAAAUGUAACCUUUGUAUAGUUGUUUGAGAGUUUCAUAGCUGCUUGAUGGGAACUUUGAGGAAGGCUCCAGCUGUAGAAUGACGGUUGAUCCGUAAAACUGUUUAUGUUAUUGUACAAAUGUUGGUUUAUUUUUGCUUUUAUUUUGAAAUUCAUACAAAUCUUUCAUAAAUUGUAAUUAUCAAUGCAGAAAAGGAUCAGGACCACCAGAAUAAAGAGCUAUUAGGAAUAAAAAUGUUCUUGCCCUGUGACACACUGGUGAGCUGUGCGAUCAACUAUAGUGGGGAUAGGCUCCAGCAACCCUCAACCUCAAAAGAGAUUAAGCGAAUUUGGAAAAUGGAAAAACGAUCUACUUUUGAGAAAAUAUAUUAAUCAAAUUUACCUAGCUAUGUAAUUUAGAGGUGUCUUAAGUUGUGUGCUACGUUCAAUUUCUGCAGGAAAUUAGACGUUUCAUUUUGAAAUAAAAGAUCAUUUUAAAAUUUUAACAAAAAUCCAAUCGUUUUGUCAACUAAUCCCAGAAUUUUUAUUGUCUUCUGAAUUAAAAAAAAAAUUCAAAGUCUGUAUGUCACCCACUAUGUAAAAUAAAACUAAUCUGUUCAUAGAUUCUCGACAAAUGCAUGUUAACUAUUCUUUUUAAUAUAGUUUUUAAUUUUUUUUCUAAAGAAGAUUAAUUUAUUCAGCAUGAAAUACAAUCUAAUGCAUUUUUCAAUCAGCUCCAAAAGUUUUUUUUCCCAGUAAUCUUAGAAAAUAAGAGGGCCAGUACAAAUUGCCACUUGAGUAUUUGUGCAAUAUGAUGAUAGUAACGUGUAUGUACUGUUGAUAUGUCAUUUCUACCAUGUUUUGUUGUUUGUUUGCCUUUGUAAGUUUUGUAUAUCAAUACCUUAAAGCAUAACCUGGUAUGUUCUCUGUUGUAUUUUGAAGAACUGGGACAAUUUUUAAUCAAAGCACAAGAUUUGUGUUGUAUCUUUAUGUUUUUUAUAUAUAUUCUUAGAGCGAAGAUCGGCUCUGCUGUCAUCACAGAUGUAAAAAAGAAAAAAAAGAAACACCAUUUCAUUUGUUUUUUGCCUGUUUGACUGUGCUGCAGUCAAAAACGAAGCGAAUGUUUGCAGCCGCAUCCUGACAUUGUGUGGAGCUCACUGUAUUAUCUUCAGUGGAUGUGAUGGGGAAUUCCAUUUGUGAUGUGGAUGAUACCAGGAUGUCUCACCCUGAACUCGCAACACCGGAUUCAGCGCUCUUUUUUAUCAACAGACACCCACCUUUAAAAUUCUGAAAAACCGCAGUGAUGAGUUAUUUCUUUGUCCUCAAACGCAAACACAUUUUUAUAGCGGGCGGGCGUUGGGCGUUAAAUCUGUCUGAAAGCAUCCAGCCUGUCAGUUUGUUCACUGCUUAACCUUAAAGGUUUGACUGCAGUUAUUUUUAUGCUAUGGUGGGCGACUUUUACCCAAAUAGAUUCAUUUGUCGAGACAGAACUCCAGUGAUGCUUUGUCUUUCCUUUUUUUUAAUUUUUUUUUAUUCUACAGUCAUUUUAAUAAAGUGAAUUUGACAGACAUUA
This is a messenger RNA of Oryzias melastigma (Indian medaka), 6540 nucleotides long. RefSeq names its product endoglin (gene eng). NCBI's taxonomy places the organism in Eukaryota, Metazoa, Chordata, Actinopteri, Beloniformes, Adrianichthyidae. The coding region runs from base 1242 to 2948 and encodes 568 amino acids. The record is from RefSeq and is a predicted model, not a curated record. The transcript has 13 exons.